Molecule: messenger RNA, 243 nt
Organism: [Torrubiella] hemipterigena
Lineage: Eukaryota; Fungi; Ascomycota; Sordariomycetes; Hypocreales; Clavicipitaceae
Source: the annotation of a GenBank genome assembly
AUGCCGCUACUCAUUACUUGCAAAGAAAAGAUUGACACGUUACGCCCAGUCCUCUGUCUCGGGUCAGAUGACAAUGGCUACGAGAAGCUAUACUGGGUCCCCAUCGCUGCAAACUUGCAAAAGGCGAGUAUGAGCAUUACUGCGAAACACAUGCAACUUGCGCAGAUCCCGGAUGUAUUGCGCCAGCUGAUAAGCUCUCUGAAAAGAAUCUGCCUUGGUUUUGCUCUCAUCACGAAUGCAUAG